Messenger RNA from Patella vulgata (common limpet), 5595 nucleotides. RefSeq names its product beta-1,3-galactosyl-O-glycosyl-glycoprotein beta-1,6-N-acetylglucosaminyltransferase. Lineage: Eukaryota; Metazoa; Mollusca; Gastropoda; Patellidae. The coding region runs from base 1353 to 2762 and encodes 469 amino acids. The transcript has 4 exons. Gene Ontology annotation, molecular function: acetylglucosaminyltransferase activity. Gene Ontology annotation, cellular component: membrane. The record is from RefSeq and is a predicted model, not a curated record.
UUAUAAACUUAAUCUCUAUUCCUAUCUCACUUAUAAUCGUGUAUUCCGACAUUGCCAGGAACCAUGUAAGACUAUCAGGAACCGACUCUAUAGUAGUGUAAAUUCCAUAGGUCUGGAGUACAUAUAAAAACGUUAGAACAAAGAAAGCACGCAUUCUGAAUUAUGGGAUAAGAAAAUGAUAUCUAUAAGAAAAUGUAGAACCGCAGGAAUACCAGGUAGGCCCUAAUCGCAGCUUCACAAAGUGUAACCAGAUUCGUUUCUUUGUUCAUAAAUUGGCGAGUCAUUCAGAUAUAAAUAACUGAUAGUCAUUUCACAAAUAAAUGGGACCUAGUAUCAGAUGUUCUAGCUAUAGUAAACGUUCGAAGAUUGGGUGUGAGUUAUAGAUAGCAAAUUGGACAGGGAUUACGGAAGUUUUUCUUUCUUUUACAUUGUUAAUAUUAAUGAUACUCUUAUUAGACUAGCAGGAAUGUUAUUGAUAAAUACCGGGAACUGUUGAAGGGUUAGCUCGUGCUAGUGUUUCUAUAUUCGUGUAAAUAAAAGAAAAGAAACCGCGUGUGGAGUUGAGACUGUCUUACAAAACAUUAAAAACAUAUGCAAUAGUUACAGCCGGCGAAUGUCGUCAAGAUAUAUAAAGAACUAGCUUAUAUACAGAACUGUUAUAUUCUAAUAUUAUCAAGACUGCCAUGGGAUAUAAAAGCGUGCAUUAAAACAAAUAAUUUCAAACACGGCAACAAGGCUACUAGUUUCAGUCAGAGAAUGCAUUCAGGCUUCGUGAUAUACUGGAUAAUAUUAUCAAGGAAUAGAAACGUGUGUAUUAAAACAAAUAAUUUCAAACACGUUUUUUAAAAACAGAAGAUGAAUGCGUUCAGGAUACAGAGAGGUUCUUAUAGAAGUAUUUUCCAAUAUUAUGUAGACCAUCAUGGAAUAGAAAAGCGUGUCUUAAAACAAAUAAUUUCAAACACGGCUACUAAUAUCAGCAGGUGAAUGCAUUCAAGGAAUAGAAAAGUGUGGAGUCCAGUUUGUCUUUAAAAAUCAUUUCAAACACGACUACUAAUACCAGCCAGUGAAUGCCUUUAUGGUAAAAGAAACUUCACAAAGUUUUACCUUUGAUCUGGUAUAAUAUGAUACAAUCACGACGAACUGUCACUUUGAUAAAUAAAUCUUAGAAAUGGUAUCGGGUGGUGUUUAACAUUUUCCUAUAUAGUGGCGUAUAUCCGGAUCAUCAAAAUCUCCCAUUGGACACAAGACGUUCAACAUGCACACCAUACAAUAAUGAUGAUACACAACGUAGAAGUCCGGGUGCUAGCAGACACGUGAUGAUACAUCACAGAUCAUGUCGUUCUUGACCCGUAAUGGAGGGUCACAAACGACCCCGGGUGUUCUUCAAGUUCCUCGCCGUAUUUUUGUUCGUAACGAUAAUUCUUAUUCUGUACUACAACAACAUCGAACGUACGCAUAGCUCCACCUCAACACUUUUCCAACACCGACCCCGUCCAGGGAGGUUAAAAUCCCUACCAAUGUAUGUCCGGUCAACCAAGAUCCCGACAAAGUUUACUGGAAAACUCGUUAAAGAACGAAGUGGUUCGGAUGGGAAUACUAGAAAGCAUUCAAUGGUGAAAAGAAAAUCAUUUAACUAUACAUUUAACUACGUCGAGGCAGUAAAUUGUAAAAAAAUGUUAAAUGGCAACAAACCGGAAUUGGACAGAGCUACAUCGUUUUUAUCAAACAACUACAGGAAUUCUAUUUCGAACACGUGGUAUUUCGUUAAAACCAAAAACUGUGACAGUUUCAUCUCUGAACGUGGCUACGUUACUGAUUCUCUGACGUCAGAGGAGAGAGAUUUCCCCAUAGCUUACAGUAUCUUGAUGUUUAAAGAUGUCGAACAAUUUGAGCGAUUAUUGCGGGCCAUUUACCGACCACAAAACUAUUAUUGUAUUCACGUAGACGCUAAGGUCACAGAAGACAUCUAUAACGCUGUGCGGGGGAUUGUGGGGUGCCUUGACAACGUGUUUAUGACCCGGAAGUACGUGGACGUUCAGUGGGGCACGUUCUCCGUGUUGGAGCCAGAAUUAAUUUGUAUGAAAAUGUUGUUUAAAUAUAAAAAUUGGAAAUACUUUAUCAAUUUGACAGGACAGGAGUUUCCAUUAAAGACUAAUUAUGAAAUUGUUAAAAUAUUAGAAACAUAUAAUGGCGCUAAUGAUAUGGAAGGAACCGUUAGAAGGGCUAAUAUAGCCAGAUGGUCUAAAGCAGGAGUCUCACCACCCCAUAAUAUACGACCAGUUAAAGGUUCCGUUCACAUCGUGGUUAAUCGAGACUUUGUAGAUUAUGUCCUGAACAACAAAACUGCCACAGACUUCCUGGAGUGGGUAAAAAACGUUGACGUACCAGAUGAAACUUAUUUUAGUAGUCUAAACCACAAUCCACAACUUGGUAUACCCGGUAGUUACAAAGGUAUUCCAGAAACCACCAAAGAUAAGAAACCAUUCCUGGCUCGGUUUAAAAACUGGGGUCGUGAGCCGUUUGAUUGGCCGUGUAGAGGAAAGCGAGUUCGCCUUAUUUGUAUAUUCGGUAUGGGUGAUCUCCCUUUAUUGGCACGCCGUAAAGAAAUGUUUGCUAAUAAAUUCUAUUUAAACUUUGAACCAUUCGCCUUGGAUUGUUUAGAGGAGUUGCACCAUAAUAAAACACGUGACGAGUAUCUGGGAUUAUUGAAAUUUAACACUAGUUAUUAUCAGGGCUUGGAUUUUAUUAAAAAUAAAAUAUGAUAGACAGACAAAACGUGAACGACAUAUGAAUGAACGAUGGAUGUAUGAAGAAUGGUCUUAAAAAUGAAGUGUGAUAGACAGACAAAACGUGAAAAAACAGACAAAUAAAGAAUGAAUGAAUGGUAUUAUGAGCGGUGAUCUUAGACGGAAUUCCCUCUGACAUAAAUCAAUCAUCCAAUCAGUGGCAGCACAUGGAGUUUCCAUUGGACAGAAAUUCCCGGCGAAUUUGAGGUAUUUACUGGAUAAGGAACACGACCGAAAGAGAUGAUUCAAAACAAAGCGAUUGUGUGGGUUGAUCCACAAUGACAACCCGCACAUUAAUAUGAACUUUUAUCACAUUUCCAUUACAGUAUUUGGAAGGGUCUUUAGCAGUAGGAAGAAACAGGAGGACCCGGAGAAAAACCUAAGAGGUUAGACAGUCGACCGAUUUUUUGUCACGUACAAGUGUGGAAUCGAAACCACUUGACCCAAUGACAGACCCUGUGAUCUAGCGCGCAGGCUUUUAACUAUUCGGUCACCCAAUCUCCUUGGAGUUAUCGCCCUUUGAUUGACUGAAGACAGAUAAAGUAUACCAGCCCUUGCUUUUGAUGUGAAAACUUAUUACUCAUUCAGUCAGUAUGGCAUAUAAUUUUUUUAAAAGUGUGUUAAUAGUUAUAGUGACAGAAGGCCCGACAAGCAACGCAUAGUCUUUCCGUGGGACGAAAAACCGAGAUUCCGUGUACACAUAUGAUUGGCGUGGGGGCUAAUUUACCUCAUAGCACACUUUAUGGCGUAUGCUCGUCUUCAUUAGCCCAGUCGGAGCAGAACAGUAGGAAGCCAAACCCCAUUUCAUUUUAUUUCUAUUUACAGUCCAACAUCAAUUCAUGUUUAUUAUUCAAUUGUCGAAUUUUGGUGCAUGUGUCGAUUUGUAGAAACUAUAAAAAUCUAUGAAAUCAAAUAUUUUCCUGUAUCGGUUGGUGAACUUUUUAAUAUUAAUUUAUAUCAUCGAAUGAAUAAUGUAAGAUAUUUCUUAUGUCUAACCUUGAAAAAUAGCCCCUUCAGUGUUGAAGCAGAAUAAAGGCCAAUAACUCUAUUUUACCCCACACUCAAAGGACAAUAUUGGUGUGAUAGAACUGGUUAAACACUUUCCAGAUAUGAUUUUAACACAGACGUCAUUGCUACUAUAGAUGCUUAAGGAAGAUUGUAAGAAACGGAAGUGACGAAAGCAAAAGGAAAACACGAGUUAUUCUUCUUCUUUUUAACUGACUGAAGUAACGAGUGAUACCAGUUACACGGAUGAAUGUCUGCUCACUAAUAAUUCCUUGUUAUAUGAGACUGUGGGAGGAUAUCUGGCAAUUCAAAAAAAAAAAAAAAAAAUAAUAAUAAUAAUAAAUAAAUAAAUAAAAUAUUGACUGCAAUAUUAAACCACAGGCCCAUAACAUUUUCUUUUAACAUUCCAAACUUUCUAACCACAAACAGCCCAAAAUGUCACAAUCAUCCGAAUAAAAAUAUUGAAUGGGAGUUGACUGUUUAGAGUCUUUGCUAGGUCUGAUGAAAGGAAUAUUAAGGCAGUGACGUCAUUUUAGUAAAUAGGGACACUACAUGCAUGAGAUCAGGGUAGACUAUAUACUAGUUUUAGUUCCUAUAAUAAAUGUCGCCUUUCACCAUUGUCUUUUUGUUUUCAAAUGCAUGUGGGGUUAGGUUUAACGCGUGCACGUUGGGUCAUAAGGUCUGUCAUUUAGUCAAGUGGCGUGGUUUCGACCCCGCGCGUGUACAUGGCAAGAAGUCAAGUCGUCUGUUCAACCUGUUGGCUUUUCUCUGGGUCCUCCGGUUUCCUCCCACUGCCAAAGAACUCUACACGCAAGCGAAUUAUUAGGAUAAAAUUCAACCAUAUGUUAGUCUCACAGUUAGAUGUUGAAAAAUUAAUAUAUUGAAAAUGUAAUUCAAAUUACUUUAUUUUGAAAGUUAUGAUAUAUAUUCUUAAAAUACAUAAGAAUUAAAUAAAAUAUACGAGAUAACUAUUAAUAUUAAUAUAAGAUAACGUAGAUAGACGGGCUUUAUAGACAUUUUAUGUAUAUUAUUAAUAUAUAUUUAUAAUAAUUCCUGUGUUUGUGUAAAGAUUCUUAUACGAGAUAAAUAUUAAUAUAAGAUAACGUAGAUACGGUCUUUAAAGAUAUUUUAUGUAUGUUAAUAUCUAUUUAUAAUAAUGAAUAACAGUGUCUGUGUAUAGAUGCUUAUACAAGAUAACGUAGAUAGACGGGCUUUAUAGAAUCUGUAUAUUAAUAUUCAUUUAUAAUAAUGAAUUACAGUGUUUGUGUAUAGAUGCUAAUACAAGAUAACGUAGAUAGACGGGCUUUAUAGAUAUUUUAUGUAUAUUAAUAUAUAUUUAUAAAUAAUGAAUUCCUGUGUUUGUGUAUAGAUGCUUAUACGAGUUAAAUAUUAAUAUAAGAUAUAGACGGGCUUUAUAGAUAUUGUAUGUCUAUUUAUAAUAAUGAAUUCCAUUGUUUGUGUAUAGAUGCUUAUGCGAGAUAAAUAUUAAUAUUAUAGAUAUUUUAUGUACAUGUAUAUUAAUAUAUAUUUAUAAUAAUGAAUUCCAGUGUUUGUUUAUAGAUGCUUAUACGAGAUAAAUAUUAAUAUUAGAAAAUGUAGACAGAAGGUUUUAUUGAUAUUUUAUGUAUAUUAAUAUCUAUUGAUAAUAAUGAAUUACAGUGUUUGUGUAUAUGAGGUAACGUAGAUAGACGGGCUUUAUAGAUAUUUUAUGUAUAAUAAUGAAUUCCAGUGUUUGUGUAUAGGCUUGAUAUAUUAUUACUAUUUUUUUCAUUAGUAAAAUAAAUGGGACUAUAUAUUGUUUCAA